This is a messenger RNA of Arabis nemorensis, 678 nucleotides long. NCBI's taxonomy places the organism in Eukaryota, Viridiplantae, Streptophyta, Magnoliopsida, Brassicales, Brassicaceae. The record is from the annotation of a GenBank genome assembly.
AUGAUUCUAAGCAAGAGACCUCAUCUAAUGAUCCGUAAACUGUCGGAGAUGUUGGUUCCGGGAACCAGAUCUGCAAUUAAACCGGAGGAUUACACGGCGAGUCCAAGAAGUCCGUUAGAUUUGAAAUCUCCAUCACCGGUUAGCUCGAAGCGGUACGGUUCAGGUGGUGUCGGUUUAGGUAUCGUCGCUGCGUUGGAGGAAUCAAGCAUCGGGAUUAACCGGUACGAUCCGGUUCGGUACUCAGGGAGAUUCCGUUGUCCGGAGAUUGAUCUGUCGGAAGAGGAAUACACUUACGUGACGAGCCGAGACGGGCCGACCAAAGUGUAUUACAACGACGACGGGUUUGAAUUGUAUGAGAAUUCGUCGGCGGAGGAUGAUCGGAAAAAGAUGAAACCGAUGGUUAUCGCCGAUGAACUACCGGUUAUUAAAAGACAGGGUUUUAAGGAUUCGACAGAGUUUCUGAGCUCGUGUUGCUUGUGUAAGAAGAGACUUCAAGGCAAAGACAUAUACAUGUACAAAGGAGAGAUGGGAUUUUGCAGUGCAGAGUGUAGAUCAGUGCAGAUAAUGAAUGAGGAGAGAAAAGAGCAAAGUAAAUCGCAAGUUUCGAGAAACGUCGACGUUUCGAGCUCUCCUUACUCCGGUGAACAGAGUUAUUCCGCCGGAAUAUUCGUAUUUUAG